GGUUGUGGACCGCAAAUUGACCAAACCUCAGAUAUUUGCACUUUUUUGUUGGUCUUCGAUUACGUAGGUUAUUCAGUACUAAACAUGCACACCAAAUAAUAAAAAAUACUCAUGCUUCCUCUUAUAGAGAAGAAUGGUCCUCUGUGUUUACACCUUUUAUGCUUUUUUAAACCAGAAGCUUACAUACGUGCUGUUACCUACGCACUUAAUCACACCAGCCUUUCUUAGUUAAGCCUUUCCUAAUGGUUAGUCCAACAGCCAUUGUCUUUGUUUAUUCACUUAAACCGUGUCUUUUUUUUUAAAAAACGUGGUAACUAUCCAUCUUCCAUCUGUUGGUGUUUACUGUUAUAUCUGAUUCAUACUGUUGUUGAUAUACUUUUCCCGAUCCUCUUACUUGCUGCAUCUACUGAUUUCUUUACUUGGUUCCAAGUGCUGAAACAUACUCAUGUUGGCUUCCAGUUUCCCUUUGAGUGUUCAGGGUCUUCAUUCGAUGGCUGAAGAUGCAACAGAGGUCCAACAGGAUGCAACAGAAGACCAACAUGAUUACAAUCUCGGCACUAGGUUACUUCCUAAGUAUGUCAUCGGUGCAGCUGAGUUCCUUAGUCGUAAGGAGAAAGCAAAGAUUAAAGACCAGUUCUUUGGUGUCUUUCUAGAAUUAACAGCGGCAAGCCCAGGAAGAAGAGAUUUGGUAAGGUGGCUGUAUGACAAUGCUAAAGUUGAAGCAGGCUGCAUCAUGCUUCAUAUAAAGCUAGGGGUCUACCUGCAGCUCAUGCCUCUGGUGAUACACAAAAUUCUGGGGAUCCCAAACAGUGGAGACAUGCCUCCAAAAUGCACAUUGAAGGAAAGAAAUGAGGAAUUUGAUAAGAUGCGUUGGUUACUUGAUUUACUUCCUCAGGAAGGUGAUAAGCAGGUUGACAAGGAAGAAGAUAAUGUAGAAGAUGAGGGUGACCAGGAUGGUGAAGAUGGGGAUGGUGAAGAUGGGGAGGGCGGCAAGAAGAAAAAAAGAAAAGAUAGAUAUUACCAUCCAGUAUGUUCUUGA
This is a messenger RNA of Panicum virgatum (switchgrass), 1039 nucleotides long. RefSeq lists its product as uncharacterized. The record is from RefSeq and is a predicted model, not a curated record. NCBI's taxonomy places the organism in Eukaryota, Viridiplantae, Streptophyta, Magnoliopsida, Poales, Poaceae. The transcript is spliced from 2 exons. The coding region runs from base 446 to 1039 and encodes 197 amino acids.